Cyclocybe aegerita is the source of this 972-nucleotide messenger RNA. NCBI's taxonomy places the organism in Eukaryota, Fungi, Basidiomycota, Agaricomycetes, Agaricales, Hemipholiotaceae. The record is from the annotation of a GenBank genome assembly.
AUGUCAUUCUAUCGCGCCUCUGUCCUUGCACGCUCAUUCUCCAGCGGUGCGCGUCGCUACUCGACUGCCCCCGCCCAGAAGAAGUCGAGCAGCCUUCCCUUCGUCUUCCUCGGCGUAGGCGUCGCGUCGGCUGCUGCAUAUUGGUACAUCGACUCACAGGCUCCCCCGAAACCCAAACAGGAGAAGAGCCCUCUCGACCCCGAGAAGUUCAUCGACUUCAAACUCAAGAAAAUUGUCCCAUACAACCACAACUCGUCGAGCUUCGUCUUUGAGCUCCCCAAUAAUGAAGCCUCCCUAAUCCCAGUCGCUUCUUGCCUCGUAGUAAAGUCGUCUGACCUGGAGGGUCUCGUUGACGCGAAGGGAAAGCCCAUUAUUCGCCCAUAUACGCCCAUUUCACCUCCCGACGCGCCUGGAGAGCUUACUCUUCUCGUCAAGCGCUAUGAGACAGGAAACAUGUCCAAGUAUAUCUUCGGACUCAAGGAAGGGGACACUCUUGCGCUUAAGGGCCCUAUUACCAAGCUACCUUACCAAGCUAACGAGUUUGAUGAAAUUGCCUUGAUCGGAGGUGGCAGUGGAAUCACUCCUCUGUACCAAGUCCUGACCCAUGCGUUGUCCGACAAGAAGAACAAGACCAAAUUCAAGCUCCUGUACUCUAACGUGACAGAGAAGGACAUCCUCCUUCGCGAAGAGCUCGAUGGCUUGAAGAAGAAAUACCCCAAUAACCUCGACAUCCUCUACCUCCUUGACCAACCUUCUGAGGGCUGGAAGGGCCGUGUUGGAUAUAUCUCAGCUGACAUCAUCAAGCAGCACGUCAGCCCGGCAAGUCUGAAAGAGAAAGUGAAGGUCUUCGUUUGCGGCCCACCUCCACAGGUCGCUGCCAUUGCUGGCAAGAAAAACGGUAUGAAGCAAGGCGAUCUCGGCGGCAUUCUCAAGGAGUUAGGUUACACGGAAGAUCAGGUCUUCAAAUUCUAG